GAGAGACCCCCUCACCCCGCCAGCCGUUUUCUGCCCUACUCCCGCUACCCUCUUCGUUGUUUUCUUCUUCAUUUUCUUGAGUCUUCGCCAAAGAUUCUUGAAUUUGCAGUUUAAACCCAACAUAUAUGAUCAUUAUCAGACGUUUUUGUUUUUCUUCAUGAGAUUCUGAGUUGGAAAAGGCAUGCUCUUUUUCACCUUCACUACCAAACACUUCACCUCAAAGCUAAUCCCAAGUAAGUCUUUCUCUAACUUCACCAUUAGCCGUUUCUUUUCAGCUCUUUCGAACCCUUCUGAUACUGACCAAGAAUCUCAAACAAACUAUGCAAUUACUGCUGAAAUGGUACUACCCAAAUUGAGUUCUUGUGGAACUGAAAUGGAAAUACCCAUUUCUGAUAACUCAAUCAAAGUUACCCCAAUACCCAAGUUUAAUUCGUGUGGUACUGAAAUAGAAGAACCCCUUUCUGAUAACUCAUUUAAAAUUGCCCCAAAACCCAACUUGGGUUCUUCUGAAACUGAUGUGGAAGUACCAAUUUCAGACAAGUUAUUCAAAGAGGCUCCAAAGUUGGGUUCUUUCAAAUUGGGUGAUUCUACAUUCUAUUCUCUUAUUGAGAAGUAUGCCAAUUCCGGGGACUUCAGGUCUUUGGAGAUGGUUUUUGAUAGAAUGAAGUGUGAAAAAAGAGUCUUUAUUGAGAAGAGUUUUAUCUUAGUGUUUAGAGCUUAUGGAAAAGCCCGUUUACCUGAAAAAGCUGUUGAAUUGUUUGAAAGAAUGGUGGAUGAGUUUCAAUGUAAACGAACUGUGAAGUCAUUUAAUUCUGUUCUUAAUGUGAUAGUUCAGACUGGCUUAUAUCCUCGUGCUUUAGAUUUUUAUGCUGAUGUUGUAAAUAAUAGCAAUAUUAUGCCAAAUGUGCUUUCUUUCAAUUUAGUUAUUAAGACCAUGUGUAAGAUUCGGAUGGUCGAUGGAGCUAUGGAGGUGUUUAGAGAAAUGCCUACUUGGAAAUGUGAGCCAGAUGUUUAUACAUACUGCACUUUGAUGGAUGGGUUAUGCAAGGAUGACCGGAUCAAUGAGGCAGUUAUUCUUUUGGAUGAAAUGCAGAUAGAGGGAUGUUUUCCUGUUCCAGUAACAUUUAAUGUGUUGAUUAAUGGGCUUUGUCGGAAAGGUGACUUGGCUCGAGCUGCAAAGCUUGUGGAUAACAUGUUUCUUAAAGGGUGUGUUCCGAAUGAAGUGACUUAUAACACACUUAUACAUGGUUUGUGCCUGAAAGGUAAAUUGGCGAAAGCUGUUAGUUUAUUGGAUAGAAUGGUGUCAAAUAAGUAUAUACCAACUGAUGUAACCUAUGGAACGAUUAUCAAUGGGUUUGUUAAGCAAAGAAGAGCAACAGAUGGUGUGCAGAUCUUGUUGGCAAUGCAGGAGAAGGGGCAUCUGGCAAAUGAAUAUGCCUACUCAGCACUAGUUAGUGGGUUGUUCAAGGAGGGAAAACCUGAAGAGGCAUUAAAAAUAUGGAAGGAAAUGAUAGAAAAGGGAGUGAAGCCUAAUACAGUUGCUUAUUCUGUUUUUGUAGAUGGCUUGUGUCGAGAAGGCAGACCUGAUGAAGCUAAGGAGAUCCUUUCUGAGAUGAUUAAAAUGAGUUGUGCUCCCAAUGCUUAUACUUACUGCUCUCUGAUGAAAGGUUAUUUUAAAACCGGUGACAGCAACAAGGCUAUACUUUUGUGGAAAGACAUGGCAACCAGUGGUAUCACAUGCAAUGAAAUCUGUUACAGUGUACUCAUCCAUGGACUGUGUCAAGAUGGGAAGCUCAAAGAGGCUAUGAUGGUGUGGAAGCACAUGUUAGGCAAAGGAUUGGUCCCAGAUGCCGUAGCUUAUAGUUCAAUGAUUUACGGCUUUUGCAAUGCUGGUUCUGUGGACCAGGGAUUGAGACUCUUCAAUGAGAUGCUAUGUAGAGGAUCUGAUUCUCAGCCUGACAUAAUAGCAUAUAACAUAGUUAUUAAUGCUUUAUGCAAGGUGGGCAGAAUUUCUCUAGCAAUUGAUCUUUUGAAUACCAUGUUGGAUCGAGGUUGUGAUCCUGACACAAUUACAUGUAAUAUUUUCUUGAAAACCUUAAAUGACAAAGCAAAUCCAUCCCAAGAUGGGGAAGACUUUCUAGAUAAGCUGGUGCUACAACUGUACAGCCGGCAGAGAAUCGUAGGAGCUUCAAGAAUUAUAGAAGUGAUGCUUCAAAAAAUUCUUUAUCCCAAGCUGUCCACUUGGGAAAUGAUUAUUCGAGAACUUUGCAAACCAAAGAAGGUUCAAGGAGCUAUUAACAAGUGUUGGAGUGACCUUUUUAUCUGAUAUUAGAGGUUAGUAUUUUUUUUGGUUGCGAAAAUGCAAUAUCUUGAACCUUGUUUCCUGUGGGCAUAUUGCUCCUAAGGGACUAAAGAGGACAUGGACGUGAGAUUCUUUCAGAAGAUCCAUUCUGUACAUUUCAGAAUUUGGGUCCUUGCACUUGAUACAUCAAACAAUUACACAAUGACAGGAUGACUGCUUAUUUCCGAACAGGCACUUGCAUCCAUUAUUUAACAUUCUGUCUUUCUGUUAGUUUGAAUGCAUGUCUGUUGCACAUGUAUCUAACAGAAAAUAUUUUAUCGAUUAUUUAUAUAAAGCUCUUAAAUGGAUACAAAAACCUCUCAAUUAUGAUAAUCUAGCAUUGUUAAGUCAUUAGGAUAUUAAAAAGCAAGAUGUAUCCCCCGUAGAUUCCCCUGACAAUUUUUUGAACUUUGUUAGCUCCCUGGUCUUAGCAUAGCCUAUUAUGUAAUGGAGCUAACAUCCUAUAUUUCGUAAUCUUUCUUACAUAUUGUACUCUCUUGCAUCUUCUUGAUGCCAUCAAUGAAACUACUAACUUCAUCAAAAGGAUAAUAAAAGAAAGUGUUCAUGUCAUUGAAUAUUUUCUUCUUCACUUUCUUAUCAAUCUGUUAGAUUUGAAAUCUAAAAGUUCUAAUUUACAAAUUUGCUACCCGCCAGUUUUGAAUAUUGAUGAUCCUUCAAUGCCUCUAGUCAUGCACGAUCAUUUUGAAAUGGUUCUAGGGAGUCCAAAAAGAGUUUAAUUUAAGUUAUUAUUUUUAUAGUUGUUUACAUUUCUUAUUUACUUUUGCUUCCUCUUUGUUUUAAUUUGUAUAAGACGUGUACUAGAAUGUUAAAUUAUGAGAGUUUGAAAAUGCUAACAAAGUUGUUGUGUAUUGGCUUAUGAAAGUAAGUUCAAAAAUUUGUUUGCUAAUUUUUUCUGUAUAUAAUAUUCCCUGUGGUAAGAGAGAGAGUGAAUAGAAGGGGUAAUGAAAGUCUAGUGUAAAUGCCAAUGCCAAAUCUUUGGAUCUUUCUGGAAAGAUGUUAGCAUCAAAGGUUAAUGUUUUAUGUUUCUUGGGAAAAAAUGUUUUGGAUUUAAAAUAAGCUGUAGAUAUUUUGUAUUUAACUGAUAAUGUAGCAGAAGUGCGCUACUUCAAGAUAUUAAAAAAUGGAUGAGAUUGUGCUUUCUACUAAUAAAAAAAUUCCAUGGGAUUUAUCUGAAAGCAUUCCUUUUGUAUAGAAAGAUUGGUGCUAAUCAUAGAGAAGUUCUUAUUUUGAAUUGCAAGGGAGACGAACAGUUUCAAUGUCAAAACCAGCUUUUGAUAAGGCUCAAAGUAACUAUAGAUAUGUGCUACAAAAGAGCAAUUAGAUUGUCUACGUUUUGUAUAACCUGGGUCUAUACACCAACAAAACAUUUUUCUUAGAGAAAAAAGACAACUGGAUAGAAAUCACAAAACAAAGGAUAGUUGUUACGGAGUGACCAUCACUGAACUUGAGCUCCUAGGUAUUGAUUUUGUUGAUCCAUAACACAGUACUACCAGACUGCAAAUCUCUGUUCUCUGUGUUUUCCCCUAACCUUGCUCUCUCAACCGUUCCACUUCACAACUAAAAGUGCUUUCUACACUCACGUGAAGUAAAUUUCUCUUACUAUAUACUGUGUUAUUAGGUGAAUGCUCAUACUAAUAUCUGCCGUUCUUUCUAGUGGUAAAGGAACUAAAUGUUCUGACAGUGCGUCUUGCAUAUGUUAAUGUAAUUUUCUUGUGGUGGAGCUUUUAUAGAAUUAUUAUUAUUGUUCGCAACUAACUUGGGAUCCCAAUGGUGGGUGAAAGAAAUAUUGUGAGCGUGGUGGUUGCAUAUGGGAAGCUUGCAACCAAGUAGAAAUGGCAGUGAGAAGUCCAAGGGUCAUCAGAUGAUGCCUUCAUGACGUGCAAGAGGUUGAAGCAUGAAAAGCAGCUGAAGAUGACAAUUUCAGUGGUUGUAGUGAAUGAUAUUACUGUUUAAUCUGGAUUGAGUGUGAUGGAACUCAAGUCCCAUAUUUUAUUGUAGGUGUAAAAAAACUUAUGCCCUAGCGCUUUCCAUGUCUUCUACUAAGAUCUUUGAAGACAUUGGCCUCUUUGGUUGAUGAGCCAUGUCAUAA
This is a messenger RNA of Solanum dulcamara, 4451 nucleotides long. Its product is annotated as pentatricopeptide repeat-containing protein At4g20090. Gene Ontology annotation, molecular function: protein binding. The coding region runs from base 182 to 2326 and encodes 714 amino acids. The transcript has 2 exons. The record is from RefSeq and is a predicted model, not a curated record. Lineage: Eukaryota; Viridiplantae; Streptophyta; Magnoliopsida; Solanales; Solanaceae.